Messenger RNA from Lottia gigantea (owl limpet), 198 nucleotides. RefSeq lists its product as hypothetical. The transcript has a single exon. The annotation marks the transcript as partial. NCBI's taxonomy places the organism in Eukaryota, Metazoa, Mollusca, Gastropoda, Lottiidae. The record is from RefSeq and is a predicted model, not a curated record.
ACAUUAUAUAUCGUACUUAGUGAUGAUCCUAUAAUUACUUUAUCGAUUUUUGUAAAGCUUUUGAUUUUGUUUGAAACACUGUUAAAAAGUGACAUUCAUGGAAAAUUUAUAAAUGUACUUGAAGAUAUGCAUUCAAAAUGUCUAUUCCGUGUUGAAACAUCGUUUGGUAUGAUUGAAUUGUUUAAUUGUAUAUGCUAA